AGGAGCGCUCUCCCCCUCUCUCUCUCUCUCUCUCUCUCUCUCUCUCUCUCUCUCUCUCUCUCUCUCUCUCUCUCGUCUUCUCACCUCUCUCCGCGACUCAUUUGGAAAUUGAAUUUGUUAUGGAAUCAUUUUUGUGAUCUUUUUAAAAUAAUGCAAGCGAUCGGGAUUGUAAUAUCAGCGAAAGCAGAGCGCGCAGGAAUUUAAUGCGGGGAUUGGAAAUGCUUUGAAUAUAACACUUGCUGCUGGAUGUGGAUUUUUUUUUUUCAACUUGCUGAUCAGAUACAGAUAUUGUGAUUAUAUACGCUAAACUGGGGAUUCGAGGUUGACUGCGAAUCUAUUUUACUAGAUGCAGUAAGGAAAGAUUAUUCGGUAACCUUCAACAUGACUUCUGUGUCUGGAAAUAAGGACAGGGCUGCUGUGUCAGCCAGAAACCGAAAAUAUGGGAUGACAGAGGCUUUAUCUCCGACCAAGUCUGCCUCCUUCUCUCCGGAGACCUGGUAUAGGAAAGCUUACGAAGAAUCUCGAACCGGCAACCGCCCCGCCCCCGAAGGAGCUGGAUCAGUCCCGGGCUCUUCUGGAACCCCGUCCCCAGGGUCUGGCACUUCUUCUCCGGGAUCCUUUACCGGCUCCCCCGGCCCCGCUUCCCCGGGAAUUGGAACGGGCUCCCCUGGAUCUUUGGGCGGGUCCCCCGGGUUCGGCACUGGAUCUCCGUGUUCCGGCAGCGGGAGCUCCCCUGGAUCAGACCGAGGAAUCUGGUGUGAGAACUGCAAUGCAAGGCUGGUGGAGUUAAAGGGACAGGCACUGAAAUUACUGAUCCCAGGACCUUUCUCUAGCAAGGGCCCUUCAUUCUCUGCCCUGAUUCACGACAAGCUCCAAGUCCCCAACACCACCCGCAAGGCCUGGAACGAGAAGGACAGCCGCUGUGACGUCUGCGCCACCCACCUGAACCAGCUGAAGCAGGAGGCCAUUCAGAUGGUGCUAACGCUAGAGCAGGCUGCCGCCCUGGAGCAGCGCGACACCUCGCCAGGGUCGCCCCCUCCCUCCAACAUGCCCUCGCUAGGGGGAUCCCGCAGCAUGGGCGGCCUGCAGGGACAUCGGGACUGGUCCUUCAUCCCAGCCUCCUACACCAGCCCUGGCUACAUGAGCUUCCAGCCAGGCAAGCACUCCAGCAAACCCAAUAGCCUGGGCAUCGAGAAGAAGAACGGUGCCCCCGGGCAUGCUGGGAAAGCAAGCAGCCCAGGCAACGGCAACAUCCUGGGCUCGGGCCCCAUUCAGGCACACCAGUAUCUGGACGGGACCUGGUCUAUGUCAAGAGCCAAUGGAGUGACCCUUUACCCUUAUCAAAUUUCUCAAGUGGUGACAGAGAAGUGCCGGGAGGGCUUGAGCGAGGCUGUUCUGAACCGGUACAAUGCAGACAGGCCCUCGCAGUGCAGCUUGUCCGGCUCACAGAACAGCUACGUCUCCAGGGUGCCCUCCAGUGGAACCUCCGCCGCUGCCUCCUUCUUGGCCAGAGCUGCCCAGAAGCUGAAUCUGUCCUCCAAAAAGAAGAAACAUCGUCCAUCUCCAUCCUACGUGUGUGACCCCCCUCUCUUCCCCACCAACUUCAGUGCGAUUCUGCAGAGCUCUCCCCCGCCGGCACCGCCAUGCCUGCUGCGAGCCGUCAACAAAGUCAAGGACAACCCUGGACUGGGAAAGGUGAAAGUCAUGCUGCGAAUCUGCCCAGCCCCAGCAGGGGUCACCUCAGAGUCCAAUUCCUUCUUGAAAGUCGACCCCCGUAAAAAGCAGAUCACCCUGUUUGACCCAGCCACCAACGGCCCCCAGAAUACUACGCGGGGCAGCCAGGUGCCACCGAAGAUGUUCGCCUUUGAUGCAGUCUUCCCACAUGAUGCCUCGCAGGCUGAAGUGAGCGCCGGCACGGUGGCGGAGGUCAUCCAGUCCGUGGUGGACGGGGCGGACGGCUGUGUGUUCUGCUUCGGACACACCAAGCUCGGAAAGUCAUACACCAUGAUGGGAAAAGAUGACUCCAUGCAGACCCUUGGAAUCAUCCCCUGUUCCAUAUCCUGGCUCUUCAAGCUGAUAAACGAGAGGAAGGAGAAGACUGGCGCACGCUUCUCAGUCCGAGCCUCUGCUGUUGAGGUCUGGGGGAAAGACGAAAAGCUCAAGGACCUGCUGUCAGAGGUGGCUACAGGCAGUCUCCAGGACGGCCAGUCUCCAGGAGUCUACCUCUGUGAGGACCCCAUCUGUGGCAUGCAGCUUCAGAACCAAAGUGAACUCCGAGCCCCUACUGCGGAGAAGGCCGCUUUCUUCCUCGACGCCGCCAUUGCCUCCCGCCGCAGCAGCAAGCCGGACUGCGACGAAGAGGAGCAGCGCAACUCCCACAUGCUCUUCACCCUGCACGUCUACCAGUACCGCAUGGACAAGAGCGGCAAGGGAGGCAUGUCUGGGGGGCGCAGCCGCCUGCACCUCAUCGACCUGGGCAGCUGUGUGAAGGCGCUGGGCAAGAGCCGGGACAGUGGGGCUGGACUGUGCCUGUCACUGUCAGCACUGGGGAAUGUGAUCCUCGCCCUCGUCAAUGGCAGCAAGCACAUCCCAUACAAGGAGAGCAAGCUCACUAUGCUGCUUCGUGAGUCUCUGGGAAACAUGAACUGCCGCACUACCAUGAUUGCGCACAUCUCAGCAAUCGCAAGCAACUUCACAGAGACACUUUCCACCAUCCAGAUUGCAUCCCGAGUGCUGAGGAUGAAGAAAAAGAAGACUAAGUAUACCUCCAGCUCUUCUGGUGGUGAGAGUUCCUGUGAGGAAGGGAGAAUGCGCCGGCCCACCCAGCUGAGGACAUUCCACUCGAGGAACGUGGUCGACCCCGACCUCCCUCUCCUGCACCUGUCCAGCGAUCCCGACUACUCCUCCAGCAGUGAGCAGUCCUGCGACACUGUCAUCUACGUGGGCCCCAACGGCUCUGCCCUUUCAGACAAGGAACUGACCGACAACGAAGGGCCUCCAGAUUCCGUGCCCAUAAUCCCCUCUCUGCAGAAAAACAAGUGUGAGCCAGGGAAGCAGCAGCCGCCAGAAGAAAAGGCUGAGAAUGCAGGAGGCAAGGACUGCCUGAAAUGCAACACGUUUGCGGAACUGCAGGAGAGGCUAGAGUGCAUUGAUGGCAGUGAGGAGGUCAGCAAAUUCCCCUUUGAAGAGAUUCCCGCACAAUAUACUGCAAAACUGUUGCCAAAGCAUGAGCCAGUGCAAACCCAAGGGGCAGAGCCUCAGGUAUCUGAAGCUCACAUAACUGAACAGCAGCAGAUGAAAGAGUCUGUGGAGAAUGGCAAUGUUGCCCAAAGCAAUGUCCAGAGCAUGUCUGCCAUCAUCUGUCCCAGUGGAAACCAUUCUGAUCUAGCCUCAAGCAGGAGUGUCACAGGAAGUUGCAGCAUGCAGGCUAGCUCCUUACAGAGGGCUCAGAGUUCCACCCUGCACAGCAGCAAGGAAUCUCUGAACACUAACAGCUCUGGAGAAACAAAACCAAGGCCCAUGGGCUCUCCCAGACUGGGCGUUGCCAGCCUAACCAAGACAUCUGAGUACAAGCCUCCCUCUUCCCCAUCUCAGAGAUGUAAGGUGUACACACAGAAGGGAGUACUGCCCUGCCCAGCCCCACUGCCUCCCCAAAGUCUGGGCAAGGAAAAUGGUAAAUCUUCUACCGAGUCUUUGCUGGAGCCUGAAGUCAGGACUUCCCCCAUGGGUAUGAGCCCCCAGGUCAUAAAGAAAUCUGUUGCUCCCAUAAGUGGAAGCUCUGCUGAAACAACCUUCUCGGAAAACCAACAGCCUCAGCCAGAGACCAAGAAGGAGGUCAACAGUACCACCACAGUGACUGUUCAGCAGCCCCUGGAGCUGAAUGGGGAAGACGAGCUGGUCUUCACGCUGGUGGAAGAGCUGACAAUCAGUGGUGUGCUGGAAAAUGGACGCCCCGCGAGCAUUAUCAGCUUUAACAGUGACUGCUCAGUUCAGGCCAUGGCCUCUGGCUCACGGCCUGUCAGUAUCAUCAGUAGCAUCAGUGAAGACCCUGAGAGCUACAACAGUGUUGCCACUUCCACCACUGCUACCAUUUCUGAGGUCAGCAUCACAAAGUUCCUGCCAAUCCCCAAAGGUGAAGGGGAAGCCUUGACCACAAAUAGCCGCAGUUCCUCCAUCAGCUCCUGGCUCAGUGAGAGGAGCACUGGCAGUGAUGGAGAGCAGUCCUGUCAUAGCUUUGUCACGCAGCCAUGCUACGGGCAAGGGGAGUCCCUGGCAGAACCUCAUCUGACUGAUUUUCCAGAAGGAAUUCAGGACGAAUGCCUUCUCUACCUGAGUGGGGGAAAGCACUCAGUUGCUGACAACCUAUUUGCUGUUGCCGAGAAGGCUGCUGAGAAGAGCUGCUAUAACAAGGCUUCCCCACUAAAAAACUGUCAGAUAUCAACUUUGGGCAAAACUACAGUCACCAUCUCUAAUGUGUCAAGCUUAGGUGUCUCAGAUGGCUACAUGCCCAUCAAGACCAACGUCACUGUUCAUCCCUGCAUUGCAGUCAACCCAAGGGUCCUGCAGGAUCUCAAUCAAGUCAGCCCAGCCAUUAACUUACCUCAAACUGUGGAUAACAAGGUGGCAGUAGUCCCUAUCUCCAAUUACAUCAAGUUUGAUGAUCCCUGGCUUAAAAGAGAAGAUGAGGACACAAAAGCUGUAGAGGUUAUAUGCGAGGCCAAACGAGAAAAAAGGUCCUCUGAUCCAGUAAAGGUGUGGAACUCGAUUGACCGAUUCAGUUCCAGUAGUGGGGAGGCAGCCAACUCCCCUGUAUAUUCUGACAGCCUGAGGAGGGUGGUUGAUGGGUGCGAGAUGGCCUUGUCCAGUUCUGGUAGCCAGAGUCCCAUUUAUUCCUAUGAGGUCCUCAGGACAGGAAGCCUGCCCAGGGGAUGGCACCGCUUGAACAGACAAGAGGAUCCUGAAGAUACCUCCCUUGGGUUCUUGGGUGCUGAGUGUAGUGGUAUAGGGGCUGCCACCUCAACCCCUUGCAGCCCAAGUGCCACUCUGGAAAGGAGAGGAGCUUUAGCCAAGCACUGCAUUCUUGCCAAACCAAAAGGAAUUCCACCUCUGCCUCCAGUUAGAAAAUCCAGCCUGGACCAGAGGAACAGAGCAAGCCCUCUGCACAACACAAGCAGCAGCAGCCAGAGCCAAACACUCUCAUUCAUGGGCAGCAUUCCUGAUGAUCUGGGCAGCAAUGGGAAGCUGAAAGGUACCAACAUUGAAAGUAGCAGCAAGCUCUUCAGUGCCAAGCUGGAGCAACUUGCCAACCGGACCAACUCCCUGGGGAGGUCUCAUACCGGGCACUACAACUGCCUGUCCUUGGAGAGGGCUGAAAGCCUGACUUCGGUUGGCUCAAAGAGCAUCUUUGGAAGGGACAGCACCAUGCCCAGGGCUGGCCGGAGCUUGAGUCGUGCCUCCGUGUCCUCACCCACUGGUCCCAGUGGUGCCAGUGCCACCCCUCAGUCGCCCAAGGCGACCCAGUCCAAGAUCUCAGCUGUCAGUAAGCUUCUCCUAGCCAGCCCCAAAGCCAGAAGCAUGUCAGCUUCCAGCACCAAAACACUCAGCUUUUCCACCAAAUCCCUCCCUCAGUCUGUCAACAGGAGCUCCAGCUUACCACCCAAUGGCAAAAAUCAGAUAUCCUGGUCGACCCAGUCCCUGUGCAGGAACCGGGGUUCAGGGCUGGUUUCCAAACUGCCCCUGAGGGCUGUGAACGGACGGAUCUCGGAGCUGCUCCAGGGAAGUGGUGCAUCUCGUGCCAGCCAUGUACGAGGGACAUCGGACUCUGAGGAGAGAGGAGGGCUUCCUGGAGACGAGAAGCCUGUUGUUCAUACACUGCCUUCCCCCUACAGCAAGAUCACAGCCCCACGCAAGCCUCACCGCUGCAGCAGCGGCCAUGGCAGUGACAACAGCAGUGUUCUAAGUGGGGAGCUCCCUCCAGCCAUGGGGAAAACUGCCUUAUUCUACCACAGUGGGGGCAGCAGCGGCUAUGAGAGCAUGAUUCGGGACAGUGAGGCAACUGGAAGUGCCUCAUCUGCCCAGGACUCCAUGAGCGAGAACAGCAGCUCAGCUAGUGGCCGAAGAAGCCUCAAAAACCCGAAGAAAAGAAAUAAUACCGGGACUCAGAGGCGUCGCUUGAUUCCGACUCUGUCCCUCGAUGCAACCUCACCAGUCCGGAAGCCUGCCAACAGCCCUGGGGUACGCUGGGUAGACGGGCCAUUGCGGCCUGCACAGAGAGGGCCGACGGAACCCUUUGAGAUCAAAGUAUAUGAAAUAGAUGACGUGGAACGACUCCAGAAGAGGAGAGGGACAGGCAACCAGGAGGUGGUAUACUUCAGUGCCAAGCUGAAGAUUCUGGAGAACAGACAGCAGCGAAUCGCUGAGGUUCGAGCCAGAUACGACUGGCUAAAGAAGGAACUGGAGGCGACCAAACAGCACCUGAUGCUUGAACCUGAGAAAUGGACCAGCGAAUUUGAUCUGCAGCAGACAUUCGAGGUGGAUUCCCUGGAGUAUCUGGAAGCCCUGGAGUGCGUUACGGAGCGUCUCGAGAGUCGUGUCAACUUCUGCAAGGAACAUCUCAUGAUGAUCACCUGCUUCGACGUCACUUCCAGGCACCGAUGAGGGGAAGGACAGCAGGAACGCACAGAGCGAGUACAAAGAGUGGAAUUACUGGGGCAGAAGAAAGAUGUGUGUGAUCUGAGGAUGUAGAAUCUCCUGCAAGACUGAAAUCAUUUUUGAGUUAAUUGUAGUUGUGGAUGAUGGACUGCAAAUAGAAGCCUCCAAACAAAGAACAAAUUAAAAUAAGGACUACAAGUGCCUUGCCAAGAUUUCAAUAUCCAAACAUUUACGUAUUUGUGUAUAGAUGGUGCUAGCUUAAAGAAAAAAGAAAAAAAAUAUUGGCUUGUUUCACUUGGUGUUUUAUCCUCCUUCUGACUUGCUGUUUCUCAGUAGUUUGUAUUUGUAUUGUUAUAUACUAGUCAGAACGCAGUAUAUUAGCUGUUAAGUGUCUUCUUUAGAACUUUUUAACUGUUAAAAUGUAAGGCCACUCAGAGUCAAUGUGCAGUUUCAGAGAGUCAAUGUGCAGUUUCGGAGAGUCAAUGUGCAGUUUCGGAGAGUCUCGUCCGUUGGCUGACCUGACCAGUUGCUUUUCCUGAAGCCAAGCCAUCCUGACUGAACCUGACCCCCUGCUCUACAAGGGAGGCAGAAUUGGGCUUGACUAGCCAUAAAGGAGAUAGAGGGGUGGAAAAACAAACCAAGAGAGGCAUUUGACCAUCUUAUUUUAUUGAAUUGUUUUAUUUUGAAAUAAGUUGUACAUUUGGAGGAAGAACAAAUCAAACUUGAGUACAGGAGUCAGAUCAAGGUCCAACACAAAUCCAACAAUCGCUGUACAUAAAUAAAAAAACAAAGAUGUUUUAAUGCUAAAACAAUAUUGGUCAUGUUGAAAUGGUCUGUAUUGGUUCCAUCAGUGGUUCCCUUUUUGAAAAGCGAAUGAGAGCUUGGGAAAUAGACAGAUAACUUCAUCACCUUGUCAUUGUUUUCGGGACCCCUUUCCUCCCUUUGCAAGUAGCAUGCAAAGACUGCCCCUGAUUACUCUGCAGAUGCAACUCUUAGUAAGAGCCUCUAUUUGUGUAGGAAGUUUAGGGGUUUUAAUGAUCCACAGAGGUAUUAAUCUCCAAUCACACACAUAUUCUCAAACAAGCCAAUGUAAGUAGACACUGUAUAAACUAGAUACAAACUGUCAGCAGCAACAAUUCACGUAAACCCUCCCUUUUAUUUGCAUACAGUUCAUUUGAGAUAAUUGUGAUAUGUACAUUUAGCUUGCUUAAAUAGAUGCUAAUUGCACUGUGUCCUGAACAUUACACAGUGCAAUAGUAUUCUCUCUUUCCAUAGCAGCAUUAGAAAAUACAUUGGCUUUGUGUGGUCUUACUCAGUGGUGCAUAUACUUUAUUAAUACAGUAAUCCAUCGCAUAUCCAACUACAGUGGAACCCGAGUCAGGGUGGAUAUAUAAAAAGUCGGAUGAAUAAAUCCUGUUUUAAAUACCAUUAUACACAGCUGUAACAAUUACUAUAUUCACACAAUUAUUGUUUUGAGAUCCAGCUUUUAUUAGGGAGCUCCCCUAAAUCCCUUGUUUAGAAAGAUACAGGGUAUUGUGACAGGGUAGCUCGCUGCUGUGUGAGUGCGUGCAUUCGCUGCUGAGUGACAGGCAGGAGAUCGAGACGGAGGUUGAAGUUGAUUCGCCCCCCUCAAUUGAACAGGAUUUAUUUACAUAUCAACACACUGAACAGCUCACGUGACACUACCAGCAAUGGCAGCACACAGAGCACAUACAACACAGUGUAUGAAAACUUUGGUGGGAUCUGCAAUCUCUGAACUAAUCUUCUCUGUUCAAUAAUAAACUAAGGUUGCUGAAGAGCUUAUUCACGAAGGAUAAACGGUUAGGGCGGAUACACGACGGAUUACUGUAUUUCUUAAUAUUUGGUGCUUGAGGCAGUUUCAGCUCUACAUGUUUAUAUAAUGCUUGUUUUCUAUACUAAAUGAACCCACCCGCAGCCAUCCUCACCCCCAUUCCCCACAGCUGAAGCUGCUGUAAUAAACACACCCACCCUUAUUAUAGUAAUGUAUGAAGGAUAGCAUUUAUUUGUAAACUCAGGAGAGUUGCUUGUAUUUUAUAAUUUAUUUACACAUCACGGUUUGCAAAGUGCUCUGCAUUGAAAACUGUACAGCUGCCGAGCCCAUUACAUAUCUAUAAAUAAAUAUAUAUAUAUAAAUACAUUAUUAUUAUUAUUAUUAUCAUUAUUAUUAUUAUUAUUAUUAUUAUUAUUAUUAUUAUCAUCUGCCACUGAACCCUAUUGCAAGAUGGCUGAUCAAGGCUGAUCAGUACAAGCCUGGAACCUGUGAGCUGCCAGGUGACUUGUAAAACCGAAUCUUACUACAAAUCAACAGUUCUCUUAGCACCAUAUAACCAUUGUUUUAGUGGCUUCAGAAAGCCUCAUAGUGCAGCUCCUUCCAACAGGAGAAACAAGGGAUGAAUUAGCAUGUACACCCCAAUCAACUUGUCCCAAGCACUGCAGCAGCCAGCAGUGAUGUGGUCUCUUUGGGAACAAGCCCCAAGAUGUCUGUGAGCUGGUUUUCACUGCUGCCAAGUUAAACAACUUUAAACCUAAGGAUAUUGGAAACACAGGCUACAAAAUUAAUGGUUUUGAUAUAUCAAUUUUAUAAAUUAAAUUGCCAUUCUUCUCCAAAUCUAUACUACCUACAAAAUAACGGGGUGCUUCUUCAAAGACUAUCACUCCUUGAUCAGCUUCAGCUUUCCAAUACGGUUCAUGAAUGUUUCCAGUCACAUGAUCUUUGUACAGAUAUGUGUAUGAUAGUCCAUUUGUGUAGCCUGUUCUUGUGAAUAAACAGUAUAUUUUACACCACCUUC
Acipenser ruthenus (sterlet) is the source of this 9461-nucleotide messenger RNA. RefSeq names its product kinesin-like protein KIF26B. Gene Ontology annotation, molecular function: ATP binding; microtubule motor activity; microtubule binding. The transcript is spliced from 15 exons. The record is from RefSeq and is a predicted model, not a curated record. NCBI's taxonomy places the organism in Eukaryota, Metazoa, Chordata, Actinopteri, Acipenseriformes, Acipenseridae. Bases 382 to 6657 code for a protein of 2091 amino acids. Gene Ontology annotation, biological process: microtubule-based movement.